CGUGGAAGAAAAGCCUCCCAUAAAAAUCUUUCUUUCAGUUCAAGCGACCCACGACGUCAUUUCUGGCAAGAAAACAAAAGAGAGAGAGAAAAAAAAAAAAGAGCUAAAUAACGGAAAAGGAUACCAGAGAAAGAAAGAGUGGAGGGGAGAAGGAUGGAGACAGAGACAUACCACCUUCUCCGGUGACUCUCACGAAGGAGGCAGAGUUUCUCACGUACGGCCGGGCUGGAUGAGUGUUUUCUUCAAGAGAGAAAAAAACAGAAACGACAAAUCAACAAAAAGGGCACAACCAAGAAUUGAAAGAGGCAAGCACCAUGAACAACAAACGUCGGUAAACAAACAUUAAUGGGUCCAUAUAUAGGGAAAGAAAACGAGGAGGCCAUGGAAGCCUUCCAAACUUGAAUUUCUUUGGAAUUGAGUGGGUGAUUUUGUUGUCGAUUCCAGUAUAUUUGCUCAUUCAAUCGAACGGGAAGCUCCAAGAGUGUGUGACUCCUAUUUAUAUAUAUCAAACACUAGAGGAUAAUCAAGUUUGAAGAUUUUUAAGGUUAAAGAGAAUCAAAUGGGUGUGUGUAAUGAAGAAAAAUGGAUAGGGCAUUAUAGCAACUCUCAUAAAAUACUGCUUGUGGGUGAGGGGAAUUUCUCUUUUGCUGUAUGCUUAGCAAAAACAUUUGGCACUGCUGAGAACAUGAUUGCCACCUCUUUUGAUUCCGAAGAGUUAUUGACGAAUGCGUAUACGAAUGCCAAUACCAAUUUGAAAGAACUGAAGAAGCGGAGAUGCACUGUUUUACAUCAUGUGGAUGCCCAUACUAUGCACCAACACCCUCACCUUCGUUCGAAAUUGUUCGACAGGAUAGUCUUCAAUUUUCCUCAUGCUGGUUUCAUUUGGAAGGAAUGUCAGAAGCCUCAAAUAGAGUAAACUUUCUAACUUUUUGAAAAUGUUUAUGAUAAUGGCCGGGCACUUAUCAGAGUUCACCGGAAAAAAAAAGAAUGGAGAAGUUCACAUUACCCACAAGACGACUUACCCUUUCAGUAAGUGGGAGAUAGUGGAGUUGGCAGAGGAGAUUGGGCUGUGUUUGGUUGAGAAAGUGCCAUUUGCAAUAAGGUACUAUCCAGGUUACGUUAAUAUGAGAGGAUCUGGGGCUCAAAUCAACCAGACAUUCCCUCUAGGAGAAUGCAGUACUUUCAAAUUCGCCCAUAACAUAUUAUUUUAUAGCAGCUUGAUUGAUGCUCUGUGUAAUGCUGGAAAACUUACCAUUGCAAGAGAAAUGUUUAGUAGUCUUCCUACGAAAGGCUUGCAACCUAAUGUUCAGACUUACAAUAUAAUGAUCAGUGGGUUUUGCAAAGAGGGACUACUAAAUGAGGCGAGAAAGCUAUUUGAGAAAAUGGACAUGAACGGUUGUUCACCUAACCAUUUCACAUAUAACAUAAUCAUCCGAGGCUUCUUGCAACAAAAUGAGAUAUCAUGGGCAAUGAAAUAUUUUCAGAUGAUGGUUGACAAGGGUUUCUCAGCAAAUGCGACCACUAAAACCAUUUGGAUUGACUUGUUGUCUGCUAAAAAGGCUGAACAAGCUGCAAGAGAUUGGCAGAGUAAACAAGACAAGUACGCAAAAAUGCAGUGGAAGAAAGAUGAGGAGCGUGAGGCAAAGGAACGUAUGCUGGCUGAACAAGUUACAAGAGAUUGGCAAAGUAAACAAGACAAGUAUGCAGAAAUGCAGAGGAAGAGUGAGGAGCGUGAGGCAAAGAAACGUAUGAUGGUUGAACAAGCUGCAAGAGAUUGGCAGAGUAAACAUAACAAGUAUUUAGAAAUGCAGAGGAGGAAGGAUGAGGAGCGUGAGGCAAAGGAGUGUAUGCUGGCUGAACAAGCUACAAGAGAUUGGCAGAGUAAACAAGACAAGUAUGCAGAAAUGCAGAGGAGGAAGGAUGAGGAGCGUGAGGCAAAGGAGCGUAUAUUGGCUGAACAAGCUGCAAGAGAUUGGCAGAGUAAACAUGUACAAGACAAGUAUGCAGAAAUGCGGAGGAGGAAGGAUGAAGAGCAUGAGGCAAAGGAGCGUAUGCUGAAGGAAGAAGCAUUAAAGACUCGGACAACUAGGGAGGAGAAAGCUGCUGCAUUAGAGCUUGAGAAGAGGAAGGGAGGUUUUGUGGAGUACAUAAAGAUCUGUAUGAUAGUUUCUUUUGGGUUCAUCACAGCCACAAGGCUCAAUCCAUUUGCCUCAGGAUGAAGAUGAACUACGGCCACGUAAUCGAAGAUCAAAGCAGGCAAUAAAUUUUGUCGUUGUUGUGUCAGCUUUUUGUG
Messenger RNA from Corylus avellana, 2293 nucleotides. The record is from RefSeq and is a predicted model, not a curated record. NCBI's taxonomy places the organism in Eukaryota, Viridiplantae, Streptophyta, Magnoliopsida, Fagales, Betulaceae.